This is a messenger RNA of Rubroshorea leprosula, 1206 nucleotides long. Lineage: Eukaryota; Viridiplantae; Streptophyta; Magnoliopsida; Malvales; Dipterocarpaceae. The record is from the annotation of a GenBank genome assembly.
AUUUUGUCAUGCAUUACACUUCGUGUUUGUGUUCCCAAAAACGUACCUGAACUUCUCUCUUUCCUCUCUCAGACCCAAACACAAACACUUGGCGAACUUCCUUUCGGCCAAAGAAUUUGCAGAGCCAACAUGGGGAAAUCUCCUUGCUGUGACAAAAAUGGGUUAAAGAAAGGUCCAUGGACAGCAGAGGAAGACCAGACACUGAUGGAUUAUAUCCAGAAACACGGGCAUGGACGAUGGAGAACCCUUCCCAAGAAUGCAGGGUUGAAGAGGUGUGGAAAGAGUUGCCGGCUCCGGUGGACCAAUUACUUGAGACCUGAUAUCAAGAGGGGGAAGUUCUCCCCUGAGGAAGACGAUGCUAUAAUACAAUUGCAUAGCGUUUUGGGAAACAAGUGGUCAGCCAUUGCAGCUCGCUUGCCAGGAAGAACUGAUAAUGAAAUCAAGAACUAUUGGAACACCCACAUCAAGAAGAAACUGUUGAGGAUGGGGAUUGAUCCUGUGACUCAUAUAUCCCGUUUCGAUCUUCUUGAACUCUAUUCAACUCUAGGCUCAGGUCUCUACAACCCAUCUCAGCAGCUUAAUCUUGCAGGCUUAUUAGGACUUGGGUCUAUGAUCAAUCCAGAGUUGCUUAACUUAGCCAAAUCUCUUUUAUCAUCCAACAUUCAAGCAAGUCAACCAGGUAAUUUCCAGGCUCAAAACCAAUUUCCAUUCUUCCAAACAAGCCAGAUUCAAACCCCAGUAACAUCAUCAAGCACCACAAAUGCUUAUCUUCUGCAAAACACCCAACUUUUGCAAGCCAAUUUGAAUCAGUUUUCUGCCAUUCCAACCAACAUCUGUCAAGACUAUGGCUAUGAUGAUCUUUCUGAUCAAUCCAUCAUUACCCAGUUAGCCGGAAACCAGGGAUGUUUCUCUGGAGAGAACAUCCAGAAUAUGGGCUUUGGAUCACUUCUUUCAACUCCUUCUUCGAGCUCAACUCCCUUGAAUUCGUCUUCCACAACCUAUGUCAAUGGUGCCAGCACUGAGGAUGAGAGGGAUAGUUACGGCAGCAACAUGUUGAUGUUUGAUGUUCCAAAUAACUUCAAUAGUAACGUGUGUUUGUAAAACAGCAACAUAUUUUGAUGUUUGAGUAAAUAAUAAGCUUCAUGAAAGUUCUUUGUAGUGUAUCCAGAAUUUUGACUUUUACUGUUGAAAUCACUUCAUUAGUUC